Xyrichtys novacula (pearly razorfish) is the source of this 18952-nucleotide messenger RNA. The record is from the annotation of a GenBank genome assembly. Lineage: Eukaryota; Metazoa; Chordata; Actinopteri; Labriformes; Labridae.
AUGUUUCAGCUGAGGUCGUUUAUCCACCAGCGGCUGUACGCAGCAGCAGAGGAGAUCCUGGGAGAGGUGGAGAAGACCAUCACUUUAGCUCUGUACGAAGCCCAAACACAACGACUCAAAGAAGAGCCUGUUGGUGCUCCAGGUUUGUCUAAAAUCUCUGACCUGUGAAAUCCAGUCCAUGUUUGACUAUCGUAUGUGUUUUGUAUUUAAAAUAGACCUGAUCCAAAGUGGUUUUAAUCGAGAAAAAAAAGCAGUUAAAUCUUAUAAUUAAUGCAAAUGAAAUAUCCUUUAAAGCUCCUGUCAGGAGUUUUUGAUUGUUUACCAAACAGACUAAAGUAAUCAGUGACGCAUCUCUAUGAUGUACAAAAGUAAACACUACCAUUGUUGACAAGAUGAACCCUUUCUAUAUGGGAAUUUUUAAUGAUUGUAAGUUCUGUAAGCUGUAAGAAAAAAUCUCCUUUUUACUUUACCAACCGCAGAAUAUUCAUUAUGAAUCAUGAAUCUCACUAAAAAAAAAAGUCAAUCAGAGAAUAUCUUUGUCUAAUUGUCUUUGAAAAUUAAUUAAGGGUCAAACACACUGUAACACCAAGUUAGACACCCCCUCGAGAGAUGAAUGUUGCCGACCGCUUGUUUCUCUAGUUAUACUAACUUAAGUAAUGACCGCACGUUAGCAAUACAGAGAGCCACAUGCUCAACCAAAACGCCACUCUAUAGCCACAAAUAAUGCUCAGAACAGCACCUAACUUCAUCAACAGGACAUAUAGGGUCCCAGCCAUAGUACUAGCCACCAAGCAUCUUUUUAGUUUUACCUGAUUUCUUGUUUCACACAAUUUACUCUCUCUUCAAUCCAUUACAGACUACAGCGGGGUGACGCAGCUCAAGGAAGAAAACUGAGACGCUAAGGCAGGAGAACUACCACGUCUGCAGUGCAAAAUGAUUAAUACGGUGAUUAUUACUUCAAGAAAAUGAUAAAGAAAUGAUCAUAAAUGUUCUUCCUUGAGCUGCGUCACCCCGCUGUAGUCGAUGGCCUCGCCCGUAGGUCUCCGUACAAACAAGUGGCUGCUGGAAGAGAGUGGGUGAGUUGUGUGAAACAAGAAAUCAGGUGAAGCUACAAGAUGUUUGGUGGUUAGUGCCGUAGCUAAGACCCUAUAUGUCCUGUUGAUGAAGUUAGGUGCUGUUCUGAGCAUUAUUUGUGGCUAUAGAGUGGCGUUCUGGUUGAGCACGUGGCUCUCUGUAUUGCUAUCCUGCGGUCGUUACUAAAGUUGGUAUAACUAGAGAAGCAAACGGUCGGCAACAUUCAUCUCUUGACGGGGUGUCUGACUCGGUGUUACGGUGUGUUUGACCCUAAAUUAAUUUUAUGCCGGAAUAUCCCUUUAAAAGCUAAUUUCAUCUGUGGUCUUUACUGACCAUUUUGAAUGUGUUUCCAUUUGGUCAAAUCACAUUUAUGAGUUGGUUCGGUUUAAUCUCAAUUUUGUAACAUUCACCUCCAUCUUAUUCGUAUCUUCAGAACCUCAGCCCACCACUGCUGCUCCGACCGGCGUGGAGGAGCUUCAGGAGACCCCAGCCCAACCUCUGACGCAAGAUGAGGUCCAAGGCCCCUCUGAGACUCCUGAAGGAAGAGGCUUUGUCCAGAUUGAUUUGGGGUUAAAAGUGGAGCAGGAAGACCCUGCGGAGGAUGGCGAGAUACAGGAGGUUACUUUGUCUUCUGUUGAAGUUAUGAAAUCUGAGGUGGAAGUUUCUGACGAAGUGCCGCUUGUGUCUUCUGACUGCUGUGAAGCUGAGAUUGAGAACAACAGCAGCAAUGACGAGAAGGUGAAGAAUACAGGAGCGAAAAUGAACAUGAACACACAAAAGCCUGGGAGUCUCCUUGUUUGUCCUACGUGUGGAAAGAGUUUCCAUUACAUCCGUCCCCUCGUGAAGCACAUUAAAAGCCACAGAAAGACAAACGAGCCCACCAAAGAGCUGCUGAGUAAGCUGCAAGGAGCUUACCAACGGACUUUCAUUUGUGACUAUUGUGGAAAGAAGUUUACCUCAGCGGGUUGUCUCAAAACACAUUUCAAAAUACACACAGGGGUUCGAGACUUCAGGUGCCAAGACUGCGGGAAAACCUUCGUCCAAAAGGGGCACCUUACCGUACACAUACGGACCCAUUCAGGAGAGAGGCCGUUUUACUGUGAGAUUUGUGGAAGAGCUUUCAGCCAGAAGCAAAAUCUCUCAGUCCACGAGAUGAGGAUUCACAGGAGGGAGAGACUGAGGGUCACCAUCAGGAAUUGUAGGCAGAGUAAUUUUGCGUGCAAAGUAUGAGCAGAACGACUUUCUGCUCGGGUUUCUGCAGUGCUCAUGAAGCCAAGUUACUUUUCAUGAAUGAGACCCCGAGGAGACGAGUUCUCAGAAGUGUUUCCUUAAAAAGAUGCUGAUACGAGAGGAUUGUUUUGACAAAAGUUUGCACUUACAGAUUGCAUUUAGUGACCUCUUUGUGUACAUGAAUAAAGCCAUGAGUUUUAAAAGGCAGAAAUGCACCUCUGACUUUUGCAAAAGUGCUUGUUUAAAAACUAUAUGUUGAAAAGUGAUGCUAACGAAAAACUCUCAAGUUCUGUUAAAAUACUGUUGGAAGCAGAGCUGUGGGUUUGAUUGUUUUUUUUAAGGCUUCUUUCUUCAUCUUUGCAAGUUUUUGAUUUUUGUUCGUGUCACUUUGUAGCCUUGUGUGGUCCUCCCAUCAGCUCAGGGAGGAUAAUCACUCACAUUUUUAUCAAUAAAGCUCAUAUUUGAAGUGUGUGUCUCCCCCUUUCAUUUCUACUGCCACCAGCAGGUGGCAGUAGAAACAAGCAUGUCAUUUAGAUUGCUGGUCACAGGUGUUUCUAAGAGGAUAUGCUUUUUUGUGUUAUUGUCCAAUAUAGAGUCAUCCUUUAAGUUUCUUUAAUUCACUUCAUAUUUAAUUAGUAUUUUGUCACUGAUUUUUGUGUUUUCUGCAUCUUUAUAGUUGUUUUUGUCCCUGUUAAUUCAAUUUUAGUGUCUUUGUGUUAAUGUUUUGCAUCUUUUCAAACAUGUUUUAUGUCUUUUUGUACUUAUGUUUUUAAUAGUGGCUUGUGUCCCUUUUAGUUGUUUUAUGUCUCCCUGUAGUUUAUUAUAUCAUCUUUGUGUUAAUGUUUUUUGUCUUUUUGUGCGUAUUAUGUCUUUUGUAGUUGUUUUCUGGCUCUUUUGGGUAGUUUUAAAUCUCCAGGGAUGUUUCAUGAUGGUAUUUUUGUACCACUCUUAUUAGAUUUUUAGUUUCGCCCCUGUGAAUUUGCUCUGCUUUGGUGUUUUUUCCUCAAAUCUCUUUCCAGAUCAGAUCCUAGCGACCCCUUGGACCCCUGGACCUGGACCUGGUAGGCCCAUUAGAUGAUGAAAUAACUGGUUGACACUUAUUUUGAUUUAUAAGACUUUCACUGCGGGGUAUUACAGCUACAUUCCCAAGACUCUGAAGAUCCGUGUGCAUAAACCUGUCCAAAUGUCAGAUCAUGCAGGGUCAGGUUAUUACCUGCAUGCUGCAAAAAUGCUGCUGUCUGAAUAUGAGGAGGGAACAAGACUUAGUUCAACCCAAAAGGCAUCAUUUUGGACAAAUGUUUGACCUGCAUGAUGGAUGUUUACAUGCAAAACAAAAUGAAGUUUUAAAAGAGAGACAAAUUCAUUUAGUGGGAACUAUUUUCUACAAAUGUAAAGGUCCCAGUCCAGCUCAAACAUCCCCCUGCCUGUCCAUGUAAUCAAUGUUUUUAAAUGAGGAUUUUGUGUUUUGAAUAAGAGGCUUUUGAAUUCUUUUUUUCCAGGUCGCGCAAUUACAUAAGUCUGCGUACAGGACUGCGGUGUCAGAGUUGAGCUCAGUCUGUGUUUUGACGCUGCAGAGAGCACAGAGGAGGAGGAGGAGUCGCUCCCUCAACUGUUGGCCUCUCCUGUCUAAUCUGGAUUAGGGAUUGGUCCAGUCUGCGGCCAGGACACCAAUAAUCACAUUAUUCUUCUUUGGGUUGACGCCUCAUGAAGCGGGAGCGCUGCAGAGAUGGUUCACCGUCCGUCAGCAAGUCGCAGGAGCGUUGGAGUGAAACUGUCUUUUUCGUUGAGGGGAUCUCUUGUUGGAUUUUUGCAGCGAGGAUUAGAUUCAAUCUGAGCAAAGUUGGGUCGUAAUUGUUGCCUGUCUGCCUGCGGCUGGUGCGCAUCCCCGUGUGCAGCUCCCGUCUCUCUGCAGCAUCCAGACUGAGCCACUGCAGCCUGAGCUUCAAGCACGUUUCUGCACGAACCUCCACCGAGCAGCUGCUGGUCAAACAUGCCAGAAUUAGGUAAGCACAUUCCGGCUUCUUCUGCCUUUAUUUUGAAGGAUUGAUAAAGCAAACUGACCAUGCAACGAUUUGUUUCGCAUCUCUUCAUUUUGCACCCACUUCUGAUGAAGAAAAGUUUGAAGGGAGUAUUUUUACUGGGACGAUGUGCUUUUCUCCCGAUUCGAUUCGAUUCUUCUUUUUGGAUGCCAAUUCGAUUUAAAUUGCGAUUUUACGAUAUAGUCGAUAUUCAGUCUGCAUUUUUAAGACCUGUAAUCAUUCACACACCUUCACAAAUCUCUUUAAUAACAUUCCGUGACAUGCAAACAUACCUUUAUCUUAGCGUUUUUUCUCUUCUUCCUCUUUCUUUUCUCUGCUCCUGAAGGUAUUGUCCUUUUUGCGAGAUUAUUUUGCCCCACAACUACCUGCGCUUUGGAUGUUCAGUGCAUAUUGCACAGCAGAAGGCACAUAAUGGUAGCAGAUAACAAUCAUAGGCCUACAUCAGCAGCAGUACUAAAUUGUUUUUACUUUAUUUUAUUUUUACAAUAAUAUAUAUUUGAUCAUACAGAAAGCAUCACUCACAAAUGCAAAAAAAUGAAAAAAUAUUUUAUUUUAAUUUUUUCGUUGGUUGCUCUUGGGGGACUCCUAUUGGCUGCGGGGCCCUGAGCAGGCGCUUAGGCUAUUUUCACACUGCAGGUCAAUUCCGAUUUUUUAACCAUAUGCGACACAUAUCUGAUUUUUUCAUACAAGUGUGAACAGUGCAAUUCUGAUUUUUUUCAAAUCUGACCCAGGCCUCUUUUUUUAUGUGGAUAUAAAUCGGACAUGUGUCCGAUGUGACUGCAGUGUGGACGCUCAGGUCGGGUUCAUCCGACCUAUACGUCGUCAACAUGCGACAAACGUCACCAUUGUUCAACAACACAAACAGGCGCAGAAAGCAAUUUGUGCUUUGUGAGCAUACGGUCGCUUCACAAACGCAUUCCAUUCACAUUAGAUCCCGCAUUUGUUGUUGUGAUGUGAACGACCGCACAAAAAGAUCGGAUUUAACAAAAAAUCCGAAUUGUGCAUCAUAACCUGCAGUGUGAACGUAGCCUUAGUUCGCUUAUGCCUUGGGCCGGCUCUGACACAUCACAUGUGAGUCAGUUUUUAAGAUUAAUUCUUAAAUUUGAAAAAAUAAAAUAAAAUAAUUAAAAAAAAUUUACGUGAAAAUCGAUUUAAAAAUUGUAAAACAAUAAAAUCACGAUACUUACGUGAACUGAUUUUUUUUCUUCCACCCCUAAUUUUUAAUGCGGGAUGUUUCGCUCUCUGCACAGUCAGCCUUUUGUAACGAAGUUGUGCAUGUAAGCUCUGAAAACACUGAUCACAUGACACCCGGACAGUCCCAGACCCCCGUGCCAUAUGUGCCAAAUGUUCAUUUGAGGUACAGGAUGGUCUUUAAAUUAUCGUCCAGUCCCUCUUCAGGCUCCACGGACAGUCACAUAAUCCUAAAAUGUACCACAGGGAUUCUAGGAAAUUCAUUUUAGGAUGAAAGCAAAUAUGCUGCCAUCUCAUUUUUAUCCUCUCGGGUUUGUUUAAAAAAGAUGGAAAGGCCAAUAGGAGGGCAGAGAGGCAGGAUUUCAAUCUGGUGGUGACACUCUGGAUAAAAGUGGGAUUUUCAGCUGGUCAUGUUAUUUCAUCAUCUUUUAAUCCUCAUUUAUUAACCCCUGAAUAGACCUGCCCCAUUAUCAGCGGAUGCUCAGGUUUGAUCCAGCUUUCCCCGGCUCUGACAGAGGAAUAAUCGUGACUAUGCUGAGUUUGAUUUGAGCUCAAAAUUGAAUAUUGAUUACAUUUGUCUAUUACAACUUUCUAAAGAGUUGUCUCUUCUGUUUAUGCAGAAAGUAUGGUGGCCCUGAAGGUCAACCUCACCAAAUAUAAACACAAAAACAUUUCUCAGGAUGCUUUAUGAAAUGCAAAAAUGUUAUACAAAAUAUAAGUGUUCUGUCUAUUGUUUUGGCUUUUGGUGAAUUGAAUCCAAAAUCUUCUCUGAUUUUUAAUAACUGUGAAUAUAAUCACCAAACUAACAGACAUGACUGCUUUUAAAAAAGUGUCAGCAUCAUAUAAAAUGAAUCAGACCGCAGCUCUAAUUUUCCCCUACUCGGCACAAACAUGAUUAUUGCAGAAAGAGCUGUGGGCCAUCAAAGACUUUUACCAUGUCUCUCCUUCAUUAAAAAUAAACUAUAUUUAGAGUUUCCUCCCCGGGAUCAUUAAAUCUGCUUCAUUUUCCGUCCUGAAGCGACAAAACAAAGUUUUGGAUUCCAGGCUGACGACGUUCGAUCGUUUUUCUUCCUUUUUGUCUCCUGCUGAAUUUCAUUCACAGCCAAAAUCCCUGCUGACUGCUGACUGCGUACUCCACAGGGCAGUGAAGGUUUCCCUCUCCCCGUCAGCGAGAAGCGCUCCAAAUAGACUCCAAAGUAGAAAUUGAUUAGGGUAAUGCAGGCCUGUCUGGAGGGAGGGUGAGCGCUGGCAGAACGGCACUCUCAUUUGAUUAGAUUUGACAAACAGCCAAGCAGGUCGGUGCUAAAAGGAAUAACUCCCUAUAAACAGCAUAUAGAGAUAACAAAAGGAUAAUACAGGAGUCAAUGAGAAGGUCAGAUAAUGCCGAAUGUGACCAACAUCCUCACAGAGUAUUUAUAUCCCAGAUCUCCUCCUGUUGUUGCUUUAGUGUGAAAUUUCAGCCUCUGAAACGCAGAAUCAUGAAGUUGUGAUUUUGAGAUGAAUCCAGAUGGAGGAUCGUUUCAUAAAGGGGAAGAUUGAACUCCCAAAAAACCUGCCAGAGCCUUCAUUAAAGAUCUGUGAGAGUUUUAAGCUGAUCAUAAAACAGACUGUAAUCAACUCUGAUGCCUUUCCAUGACCUACGAAGGAAAUUCACACCGAAGCAUGAAAGAAACAGGAAAUAAUCUGAGAGAUUAAACAUAACAAAGCGCUCUUUAGAUGCCCGCCCGUUUUAUGAAAUGUAAACAAUUGCCCUCUGGAUGUCUGUCCAGUUGAAAACGCUGAAAAAGUGUUUAUUUUUAUUAUUAAUUAAUUAUUUAUUGAUGCCCCUUCAAAGGAUAAAAAGCUUGUUUUAGCAUUAACAGUAUGUUAAAUUUAGCUGCAAGCUUUUUUUUUUAGCCAAUUUUAAUUCUCUGAAAGUCCUUUUUUAAUUUAAGUGUAGUACUAGUUUAUUUUAUCAUUUAACUAACAUUAAUUUGACAUUUCGAAAAUAACCACAAUAAAAAUAACAGAUCAAAUCUCGCUAUAAUAUGAGCUUCAUGGGCUGUAGCAUCUUUUUUUUUUUUUUUAAACAAAAUAAUUUUCUUUUAAAUUUCAACAUCAAAAUGUCACAUAAUUUUCCACCACAGUGCAGGAAUUAAAUGUAGAUGCUUGAAAUUAGUAGAAUUACCUACUAUUACAUACUAGAACUACCUACUUAACAGUGCAAUAUUAUCUGUGAAGUGCAAUUUCAUGUGCAAUACGGCAAUUCGUACCUCAUUUAUCCCACUGACUUAUCCCCCAUUGCAUACGUUUACACUCUGAAAGCAGCACCUUGUAAAUAUUUCUUUUAUACUCUUUAUAUUUUUGUAUUUUUAUUCUGUUGAAUUCUGAUUGUGAGUUAUUUAUACUUCUUUGGGUCAAGCGUUUCAUCUCAUCCGGAGCAUUUCAUUGCACUGUCGACUAUGUUUAACCUGCAUAUGACAAAUAAACCAAUCUUCAAUCUUCAAUGUUCAAUCUUAGAAGCAGCUCUUCAUGACCUACUGGGGGGUCUCUUUACAUCUUUUGUCAAAAAUCACGUUUGGCCUGUUGAAUCUGUCUGAUAAUCUGAGUUUAUGCUCCUUAUUUUCUCUUUACUUAUGUGCGAAUCUGUACAAAUUGUUUCCGCUGAAUUUGACACAAGUAAACGGUAACGUUACUGCAAAUAUACGCGGAUCUGAGAGACUUGCAGAUCGCCCAUUCAUCAGAUUUAAUUCAUGCGUAAAGUGUCUUAAUUUCCUGUGGUAAAAGCCUCUUAAAUACAGAGGAUCACAGUUAAUCCACUAUCAGUCUGGGUCGCAUUGAGUUGUUGACUCUCUGUGAUUUGUGCUCUAUGAUACUUGUUUGAUGUAAAAUAAGAGUAAAGAGUAAAUUUAAGCAAAAUCAUGAUUUUCAGAGUUUAAGAACAGAACAAACAGCAGAUGCUGCUGCUGAUGAUGAUGAAGCUUUUCUCCUGGUUUUAGAUGAGGGGAUCUCAGGGCUGGAAGUGAGUUUAUGAUGAAGGAGUUUUGAAUCCCUGAACCAUCUGGGAAAAUCUGUUGAAGAGAUGUAAAUCACUCAAAGAUCUUUUAUUUCUGCAGGCAAUAUUAAAUAAGCAAAAAUAUCUGAGAGAGAGAGAUCAGCGAGCGAGAACGAAUUGUCAAAUCGGCGCAAACAACCAAAGGGAUCAGGGCUAAUGAACUGGAUCCGUGCCUCUAAUUUAGGAUUAGCUGUGACUCUGGGAUUAAAGUCUCUGUGCUAACAACUCCUCACAAUGAUUCCAGAAAAAAACGCGCUCAGAGUAAAACACACCAAGUCUUCUGAAUCUCUGUGGAGGAAUACGUGAAAAGGACAAAGCAGAAAAGUGCGGGAGGGGAUUAGAGAGGCAGGUGAAGAGGUGAGAGGGGAGAGGAAAUGAGGAAAGGGAGCAGAGAGGACGAGAAUAGGAAGAAGGUCAGAGCAGUUAAGACGCAGCGGAGAAGCCGAAGUUGCUGAAGUAAAAGUGAAAGGGUUUGUUGAAGCUGUUUACACAAAGUAUUUGAUUUAUUUUCUUCUAUUUUCUUCAGCUUCCAAAACGAUGGACAGAAAAUUAACCGAGGGGGAUCUCUGGAAUCCACUACCACCAUGUUCCACAUCUCCAAGGACGGCGUCCCCGUUAGGUUGAUUCCCGAGGCGAUAUGGAGGAGAGCAAGCUCAUCUUCAGCCUGGACCGCCAUGAUGAAGGUCCCAUCGUGGCCUUCUCCAAGGAUAAACCGCCAGGCAGGGAGAGCCAGCCCGACCUCACACUGGGAAUGGAGCUGGAUCUCAGCACUGGCCGCCGCUCUCACCUGCCACUCCUGCCCCACUCCCCUUCGUCCCCGGGUUCUCUGGCGGAUCUCUCUUCUGAAGUCCUCGUCUCCGGCAACCUCGUCAAAUCCUCCUCCACGGAUCUGGAGGUGGGUGAGACCAGCUCCCUGCGAGGCAAACCUCUGCUCAGCCUGGUCAAGUCCCUGAGCACGGAGAUUUCCCGUCGGGUCGAGCCAGAGGUCAACCUCUCCAAGUCGGACUCAAAGCUGCAUUUGCAUCCCCGGAAGCAGCUUACUCACCCGAGGAUCCCUGAGGCCAAGCCUGAACCGGGAAGACAGAGUGAAGACGACGACUGGGGAUCACCUCCUUCCCCUGGCAGCGUGCCUCCUGCUGAACCCCGGGGCAGCUCUCUGAUUGCUGAUUUUGAGGACACACGGAGGAAGUUCUCUGAAGCCAUGCAGGAUCCUCUGAGCAUGCUGAGUAAGAUCAUGGGGGAUGAAAGCAGCCCAAAGCAAGGGAGGGCCGGGGACUCAACGGCCUCUCAAGGCAGCUGUGGAGGUGAGGAGAUGGAGCUGAAGUGCCGGAGAAGAACUGAUAGUGAUUCACCUCUGAGGAGACUCCAACAGAGCUCGUUUACGAAAUCCUCCACGACCCCAGAACACCACAGACACAGCAGAGACGGACAUUAUGAAAUCCACACUUACGAGGACAUGAUUCAGGUGGUGGAGCUCCAGAGUGGACCUCAUCACAGAGCUCACACCCAGUCCAGAGUCUCUUUUCCAACCCCGUCUCUGCCUUUCCACUGGCUCUUCCUUGUGGGUCUUUUAGCGUACGGUUUCUUUGUGCUGCCGCUGCCCUCUUAUAUGACAGGUAUGUCUGUGGGGGUCGCAUGUGGCUUCGUUUUGGGCCUGGUGGUGGUUUACAUGUUUGCCCCUCGGCGCUCGUCUGCCAGGAACAACAAGGGCUUUCGUUUUGGCAAAUCCAGACCCCUGAACAUGGACCAGCUGGAUGACGAGACCGCAAACCAAGGAUUUCUCGAGGUAUCUGGGAAACCAAAGCACUCUCAGUAACCACUUUUACAUGUGCAGAAUUUCUUGAUCCGAUUAGAAAUUUGAGGGACCGGAAAAUCUGAAUCCACUGUUUAUAUGGGUGCAAAAUCAAAUAAUCCGAUCAUGACGUAUGUUUACAUGCAAGUUUUAUUCAGAUUAGAAGCAUUUGGACAAGCGCAGAGUUGUAUUCCCACCUGUGCUGUCAAUAAACCAACAAACGCGGUAGUGGCUCACUCCUAGCGCUAACUGAUCCGUCCUGGAAACCCGAUUUGUACAGCAUAUGUGCGAAAUGUAAGUCACUUCCUCCACUAGCCAUCUUUGCGACAGCUUCAGCAUCAGCGAGCUCGCCACGGUCAGAAUGGACACUUCAGUUUAUCGAUGCUUCAGUUUAUCACCAGCUACACGCUUCUCUCCUGAACAGAUAUACCCAUGACUGAAGCAGAGCGCCAGAAAGAGCGCCAGUUUUACAAUUAAAGGUUCCUACUCUCUGUAAAAUUGCAACGUAGUUAUAAAAGGAUUGAAUGAAUGUGAAUAUUUCAGUGUUAAAAUUGUGGUAAAUUUUGGCCGGGUGGUGGCGCUAUCUGUGGCACAAAAGGUCUCACCAUGCUGGGCAGGAGUUCUGGCGAAUGCCUUGGCAUUAGCUCUGGAGCCUCCUGCUAGCUAGCCCGUCAGAUCGCCAGCUUGUUUCUGAAUCGAUCGGUAGUUUAAAUAAAGUUUUUAAGGUGAAGGAAAUUUGCACUUGCGCAGAACGGAUCGGGUAGGUAGCGACUCACUGCCGUAAAAUACAUUAAAAUGCAAGAGAGGAAGUGAUGUUCUCGCCGAUUGAGCCAAAUUGGAUCAGAAUCUUCCGGUCGACAUGUUUACAUGAUGCAUUUUUAUUCUGAUUAUUUGUGCCCAUGUAAACGCAGCUACUUAAACUGAUCCUGAUUUUGCUGCAGGGGAAUCAGUUACAAGCUCUAAUGUUUGUUUAGCACGGUGAGUGAUAAAACCGAAAACUGCAUGAGAGAGCACUUAAAAUAGAGCUUUGAUUCGUGUUUUAUGGAGCCGCUGACUUUGAAAGACAGCACUCAAGACAGCUGACUCUGUAAACGCAGAGUCAGCAGGUUCAAAGAAGGUAAACUUUAUGAGGACAGAGGAAUUACAAACCGCAGGCUCUCCCACAGUGUCAAAUGAGACAGAUGUAUCCUGCCAUGUCUCAUGUUUCCCCUCCUGCUGAGCCGGGUCGUCACCGUUUGCAGCACUCACUGUGGAUUCCUUCUGCUGAAAAACACUCAGAUGGGAAAAUUUAUUUGUGACUGUCUUUGCAGGUUUUGACACCUCUCUGUUGUUGUUGUUGUUGUUUCCAGGGCUGGAUGAAUGAAACACACAUCUAUGACGCUGAGAGUUUCCACCCCUCCAUGCUCCACUCGGUGUUUGCGUCCCUCGAGGGAAGCCGGCUACGCCUUGCAUACCCACCUGCCAACAUCCCUCGCUGGGCAUCCUUCGACGAACCGUCGCAUGAGGCCGUGUUUCUGCGCACAUGCACUUACCAGCUGGGGAACUGUAAGGUCAGUGCAUCUGUGGACGAAAAUAUUCUCAUUCUGGGUCCCAGCGGGGGAGUCGGUGACCUCUCACCUGAACUCUCAUCUCUCCACACCCACAUUGUCAUCUAAAACGGGGGUGAAAGACCAGGAGGAGUGCUGCUGGAGUGAUGAUGUGCUGGAUAAACUUGACCCGGGUGCCGCCCAGGUGUAUAUUGAUGCAUUAGACUAACGCUGACGUGUCGGCUAACUUUGGUUAAUCAUCACUUUCUUAUAAUGCAAUUACAUGAAAGCUGCACAGUGUCCAACUUGCAAAAACAUUGAAUCACUGGCAGUAUUUUGGCACCAGACUUGAGUCAAGCAAAAUAUGUAAAAAGGUCAUUUUAAGCGAGGAGUUGCUGCAAACUUGCAACCAUAUAUAAACCAUAAAUCACAUUAAAAGCCAGUGAUAUAUUUCAUAUGUAUGUUGAGGACUGUCCAGAGCUGGGAGGUUAGAGGAAACAUGAAUAAAUGUCGAUGAAAACAGAGAAAACUCAUUUUAAAUUGGGACAAGAAGAGUCAAGAUUUCAAUGAAGAGAAGUCACGCUGCACUGACACUUGCGUUUGAUCAAUUGUCCUUGUCGUAGGUGUCUCUGUUGCCGCCUGGUUUGGCUCGUAAGCGGGUUUGGAACAAGAAAUACCCGAUCUGCAUAAAUCUCGCCGAGGGGGAGGUCGGGGAGGAGAGUGUCGUGGAAGGACAGGGGGAAGAGGAAGAAAGGAAGGAGACGUACUCCGUCCUCGACAACAGGCUGCCUGUCACCCUGUACCUGUUCGGCCGCACGGGGAGAGAGAAGGAGGAGUGGUUUCAGCACCUCCUGUCUGCAUCCCGGGUGGGAGCGAAGAGCAGUGUGAGCGGGGAGGAGAGCACAGGUGAGAGAAUCAUAGAUGUACAAACCGGUUUACCUGCAAAGUUUGUUGAUAAUCCUGCAAAUAUUCUACUAUUUCUAUUUUCUUUGCAUGCAGACACGCUGUCCGGUGGUGACGCUAUCAAAGAAAUCACAGAAGAGCUGCACGACUUGGCGGGAACCACGAAAACGAGAUCGCUUUUGGACUACAGCAACUAUAUGACCCAGCUGAUUUUAACACAGAGCUGCAACCCCAUCCCCAGCCCCUGUGACAGUGACAAGGAAAGCCCUACAAUCCACAAGAAGGCCAGUUACUUACACUUUAAUUCAGCAUCGUACUAUGUUGUGACUACGCUGACCUGAAUUUUAGUCACUGUCUGGGUGCGGGAGUGAGGUGUUUUUGACGCGCUUCUAGUACAAUCCAACGUCCAAUCCAAGAUUGUUGUUGAAUUAUAUUUUUGCCAUUUAUUGAUUAAAUGAAAAACGAACAAAAAAAGACAGACACGUCCAAAAUACGACGAUGGUGAUGAGGGUGAGAGUGGUGUCAGAGAUUAGCGUGUGCCCUUUCCGUUCCCCAGAUCACUGCUUCACCUGUGUCCCUUUUGUAGCAUUUACCUGCCCGUUCACCUGAAGUGCCCCUUGUGGUGAUUGUACGAAUAACAAAACAAAAAACUCAAAAAAAAUGAUAUAGAUAAAAUGUCUCAUACAUACUAGUUAAAAACUGAUAAAUGCAUCAAACCAAAUUUUAGUUUUUUUAACAGUCGGCAGAAUAAUACAUGAUAGUGUCGUCUGCAUAAAGAUUGAUAUUACAGUCACUAAUGAAGAAGAAAAUGUCUUUUAUAUAGAUUGUAAAAAGAAACAGGUCCCGGAACUGAUCCCUGAGGAACCCCUUUAGUAAAUGGUAAAAACUCUUGUUGAAAAUUACAAGCAAGACAGACUGGAACUGAUCAGAAAGACAAAUCUGGAAUCAUUUGCACCUGAUGUAAAUAUUUCAAAUGAUUACGGUGCAAAAAGCUAAACCCUUUUCCUCGUUUCUGCUCAAGUAUUCAAGACAAAAAGUAUAAAAAAGUCUGCGAUAAAAACACAAAGAUGAUAAGCCAAGAAUCGCUUUGUUAACCCCCUUAGUACAGCUCACAAUGAAGAGAGUUUUACAGUUUGUAAUGAUCAUUCAAACUGUAACGAUCAUUCCCACAUAUGUAAGAGAUAGAGACUUCUGAUUUGGCGCGAAAAAAGAUGGCAGCAUCGGAGAACACGCUUCCAACCCUAGAGAUAAAAAUUAGCGACUAGUGCGAAAGUUAACAAGGUGAGGGCUUGGAAAGAUUAUGAUGCAUAUGUAAGUGAUAACCACAGUCCAGGAAAGGUCAAAAGAAGACCAUAAUCAACAGUAUCGAUAGCUUUUGACGGAUCAGUACAAGUAUUAGCACAGAUCCAUUAUGAGGUUUUUGCUGAAUCCUUUUCCAUCGUUUGCCGAUACAGGAGCUCGUCUUUGCUCUACUUACCCUCUGCAUGCUGUGCUAGUGCUCUACAUUACUCCCAUUGAUUACAGCUGGUCAAUAUCAGCUGCUGUUCCUCUCUUAUGCUGGCUCAGCAUGGAUAUCAAUAUGCAGGAAUAUACGGUUUCACCAUCCUGGAAUAGGAACUGACUAGUACACCACAAAUGUACCUUACAGAUCUGCUAAUCCUGGUCUGUGCUGUUUGUAAUUGACACCACUAUAUCCCUUAAAAUACCUUCAAUCUCCUACAGGUUCAAAGUGAAGAUCCUGGAUCUGCGGGUCAAACUGGAGCCGAGCCCAGUGCAAGUUCAGGGACAGGAGCGUGCUCUGCAGAGGCCCAGUCCACCUGGGUUAACUCCCUGGUGGGUCGGAUCUUCUGGGACUUUCUGCGGGAGAAGUACUGGACUGAUCAGGUGGCGCACAAGAUCCAGAAGAAACUCAGCAAGAUCAAGGUGAGAGGAAGAGAGAGAGAGAGAGGAGGGUGAAUUAAGUUUGAAAGAUCUGCUUGACUGAUGCCCCCGUUGAUGCUUUUUAUGGUCACAUUUAUCUUCACGAUCAUCAGCAGCAGAAUCACGGUGUCACGCUGAGUUAUGACAGGAUGACAGGACAAUAACAUCAGCGCUGGUUUGAGCGCAAGGUCAAAAGAUGGGACAUUAAGCACACGAGCACUGCAGCUCUGUUUCCUGAGUGUGUGUGUUUGUGUGUAUCUGACAGUCUGCUGAUAAUGCACUCUCUCCAAGUCCUCGGGCAGGAGGUGAGAGAGGGGAGAAAAACACUGAUGGCACCGCAGCAUCCCAUUACUCAUUUCCUGCUCUCCUCUUCGACACACACCAUCGUUUUAACUUUCCUCGCUCGCCUCUUUGUCCUUAGCUCUGCGAAUUUCCUCUGUUUACUGUCUCAUUCAGAGUCAUCAGCUGCCUCUGUGUUUACUUUACAUAGAUUUAAUUAAGAUACUCCUAUAUCCAUCAUGACCGCAGAGUGUUUACUAAUUAAAAAUGUUGUUUGUCCUCUUGUAGUUGCCGUAUUUCAUGAACGAGCUGACUCUGGCUGAUCUGGACAUGGGCAGCUGCCUACCUCAGGUCCUCAGCACCUCCAAACCGACCCUGGACCGCAGAGGUACGCCUGUGUGUGUUUGUUAUUUCCCUCCAUACUGUUUUUGAUGAUUACUUUUUCAAUGAUAAGUGAUAUCAAAGCAGUUUUUGGCUGUUGUAAGUCAGCCCAGAUCUCCAGACUGAAACAUAACAACAAUAGAGGAUGGCAGAGGUAGUGUAGCGUUAAGUCCUAUUAUUUGAAAUAAAUUUUAGGUCUUUUGGUCACAUGACAUGGAAGCAAGUGAAAAAAAUGUUCAAAAUUUGCCUUUAAAUUUUAUGCAAAAAUUUUUUAGAGGACAAAUUAGGGAAAUAAAAAAGGUGUGUCUUAUUGGUCGACAUAAGUAUUAUUAUUCGAAAUCAGUUUUAGGUCAAUUGGUCACAUGACAUGGAAGCUAUUGAAGGAAAACAGCCUUUUCUGAGAACAUCAACCGGUAAUUUAUUGAUGGUCCCUUAUUUAACACCCGACGUUGACAGCGAGGGUGCUGAGUUGAUUUAACUGCGCUGCUGUUGCUAUUCCCGGUUAAAGAGAGUGAGAAGACACCGGUAGAUCUGCAGUGAAUGUCCGUCCAACCUAAAACCAACUUCACCGUAUUUACAUGAAAAACAUUUGUUGCCUUGGCUAACUUUUUUUUAUGCGAACAUGUCCCUAAAUACAUUUUACAAUUCGCACACAUCUAUUUGGCAAAUGCGAGUGAAAUGGUUGCACUGUCAAGCCCUGCUUAACAACCUGUAAACAGACAAAUUACUACAUAAAACACUCCAUAUAAGCUCAGUCAUGCCCCGUAUUGUGCAAAAAUAAUAAUAAAUCAUGUCUGCUUAGGGCCUCUGUAGAAUCAGCAUAAUGUCCUCCUUUUAUUUGCUGUAAAGACGGAUCAUUUAACACAGAUUUCAGUAGAGUUUCCCAGGCUUUUGCAACCUGCCUCUAGUGGACACUUGUGGAACUGCACUUUGCGUCUAUGCCUCUGCAUUGGCUUCAUUUUUUUCAAACUCCAGAGAUUGCCACUCAGCUUGAUUCAGUGAACUUAAUUUAUCCACAGAAGGAAAUUAAAAGAGGAAGUAUUAAGUAAAGAUACAAACAGUCGAUGCCAUAACCUCACAGACACCUCAUGUCCACUAGCUUGGUUGCACGUUGAAGACACACUGAACAGGGACAGUCCUCACAGUUUGUACUCAGAUCUCUUCUCUCAGACUCGCUCAGCCCAUGAUCCCAUGUGUUCCAUCAAAGAGUUGGUGGACCCGCCCUACGAGCUCUCCAUUGUCUCCUCCCUCGGGGGAUUAGAAAUCCUCUUGACUUGACUCAACUGAUGAUGACAUGCCCGAGCUUUCCCUGUUUGUCCCGCGUGUUUGCUGGAACGGCAUCAGCGCGAGUCCAGAGACGUUUAAGACUCCUAACUAAAACUCUUCCUACAGAUCCAAGUCUCUAAAGCGCCUCCCUCUGUCCUCAGGCCUGUGGCUGGAACUGGAGGUGAUGUACACGGGCUGUCUGCAGAUGACCCUGGAGACGAAGAUGAACCUGUAUAAGCUGGGUAAAGAUGGCGAGGACAAGGCUCACAGUGUACCGGAGAUGCAGCAAGUGGGGUCAGGAUUGUUUUAUUCUCCUCAACGGUCUUAAACACUCAGGGAAAGUUUGUACUGAACAGACCUCCUGUUGGGUUUUUACAGCUCUAAGCCCAGGCUGUGUAUUCUGGCUGAUAGUGAUGAAGAGUCCUCCAGCGCCGGCUCGUCUGAUGAAGAGGAGGUUCUUCUGUCUGAGACACAGGGGUCUCUAGGAGAUAAGAGUGCUGCAGUUACAGCUGAAGGGUAAAUUUAAUAACACGAGUCAUUGAACCAUUCGACCACAUGUGCUGAUUUGUGUCCCCUCUCUCCUCCUUUAGUCACACUGGCGGCAGCACAAGCAGAAAAAUCUUGAGAUUUGUCGACAAAAUAGCAAAAUCAAAGUACUUUCAAAAAGCCACGGAGAACGAGUACAUCAGGAAGAAGAUCGCUGAGGUGUCCAACAUGCCUCUGAUGCUCAGCGUGGAGGUCCUGGAGCUGUCCGGUACUCUGGCUGUCAACAUCCCGCCUCCUCCUACAGACAGGAUAUGGUACCAAGUUUCUCUUUCUGUCAUUUCCAACCAUCAUUUUACACUUCUUUCUUCCUAACUGAGUCUAUUUCUCUCCUUUAGGUACAGUUUCCGGGUGCCUCCGAGGUUAGACCUCCAUGUGCGUCCCACGCUCGGAGAGAGGGAGGUCACCUUCACUCAUGUGACCGAGUGGAUUGAGAAGAAGCUGCAGUGUGAGUUCCAGGUGAGUCUGUCUGUCAAACAUCAUCUUUAAUGCUAAAAACUUUGAACGUUGCUCUUUUUUAAAAAGUUUUUAUAUGUGUUAAAGGGAUAUUCCGGGGUAAAAUUAAUUUAGGGUCAAAACACACUGUAACAAAUAGAGAAACAGGUUCGAGUCUUGAAUUGGAUAGCAUAUGAUCAAGAAUUUGAACCUGCAAGAUUAGACGGGGGGCUUUAAACAUCCACAUCCUUUUGUAUCCUCAUCUCAGACUGUGGAUUUCAGAGUUAUGAGUCAGGACUUCCAUAGAUACCUGCAAGUCAGAGACUAUUAUAAUAAAAAAUUACAAUUCAAGGAGGAGAAGGAAUACAAUUUAAUGUCCACAUUUCAUGAGGCAUAUAAAAAGAAAGAUAAUAAAAAGUUGGUCUCAAGAAUAUACAAAAGUAUACAAGCCUCUGAAAAUUAUUCUACGUUAUCCAUUAAACAAAAAUGACAAGCGACCGCUGCAAAUUCAAGAUCUUUAAGAGAGUCCGAUACAACUCACCUACCCUCUUCCAGCAGCUGCUUGUCUGUAGCGGGACAGCAUGCCAGUUGCAGCUCAAGGAAGAACAUUUAUGAUUAUUACUUUAUCGUUUCCUUGAAGUAAUAAUCACCAUAUUAAUCAUUUUGCUCUGCAGACUUGGUAGUUCUUCUGCUUUAGCGUCUCGGUCUGAUUGUAUUUCCAUGAGGAAAUUACCAUAAAUGUUCUUCCUUGAGCUGCGGCACCCCGCUGUAGUCCGUAAUGGACUUGCGUGAGGUCUCGCUACAAACAAGUGGCUGCUGGAAGAGAGUAGGUGAGUUGUGUUUAGUCUCUUUGCGAAAGAAAUUAGGCACAGCUAAAAAGAUGUUUGGUGACUAGUACUAUGUCUGGGACCCUAUAUGUCCUGUUGAUGAAGUUAGGUGCUGUUCUGAGCAUUAUUUGUGACUAUAGAGUGCAAUUUGGUUGAGUGCUUGGCUCUCUGUAUUGCUAUCCUGUGGUCGUUACUAAAGUUGGUAUAACUAGAUAAGCAAGCGGUCGGCAACAUUCAUCUCUCAACAGGGUGUCUAAGUUAAUUUUACGCCGGAAUAUCCCUUUAACUUAAAAAAAAAACAACACCCUGACUCUGACUCUGACUCUGACUUUGGUGAAAAUUUCCCGCCCUCUGCUCUGAGACAGAAAGUGUUCGUCAUGCCAAACAUGGAUGAUCUUUAUCUGCCCCUGAUGACAUCUGGCCUCGACAACCCGACUGUGUCCCACCAAUCCUCCAUGCAGUCCUCGUCCCACCAAUCCUCCAUGGAGUCCCAGGAGUACCUGUCUGAGUAG